Molecule: messenger RNA, 3042 nt
Organism: Mycetomoellerius zeteki
Lineage: Eukaryota; Metazoa; Arthropoda; Insecta; Hymenoptera; Formicidae
Product: nardilysin-like
Molecular function (GO): metal ion binding
Source: RefSeq, a predicted model, not a curated record
AUGACAUCAUAUUCUACCGAUCUACCUAAUUUCUAUUUUGAUUUCUCGAUUCUUGAUGUAAUGGAAAAGAUGGCGUGUACGACUGGAAAUAAUGAACGUUAUCGAGUUGAAUAUCUGGAAACACCUAUCAAAUCAAAGGAUGAUAAGAAGGAAUAUAGAGCCAUCAGAUUACCAAACGGUUUAGAAGCUUUGCUAAUAUCCGAUGAACAUGUAAAGAUAUAUUCUUCUCAAGAUCAAGAUAAAAUAAAUAAUAAGAAGGCAGCAUGUUGCUUAUAUGUGGGAGUAGGAAGUUUCAGCGAUCCACCAGAAGUCCCAAGAAUAGCACACUUUUUCGAGCGCAUGCUUUUCUUUGGAUUUGGAAAAUAUCCAAAAUAUAAUUUGGAAGCAUUUAUCUACAAUCAUGGUGGCACGUGUGGUUACUCAGUGGAUUUUGAACAUACAACAUUUUUCUUUGAUAUCCAAGAGAAAAACUUCUUAUCAGCUCUCAUCCAUUUUGCUAAAUUUUUCACUGAUCCUUUGUUAAAAACAUACGCAUAUAAGCAGGAAUUAAAAGCCAUAGAAAAUGAAUUUCAGAUAGCGUUAUUUUGUGCCAAGAACUUACGAGAACUCCUAUUUUCCUCUUUCGCGCGAACUGGACAUCCCGCCAAUAAAUUUACUGGAGACACUUUAGUACAAUUGAACAAUAAUCCGAAUUACGACAAAGUGAACAAAGAGUUGCUCAAAUUCAAAGAACGUCAUUACAGCGCUCACAGAAUGAAGCUCGUUAUACAAGUAGGAUUACCGUUGGAUACAUUAGAAAAGUAUGUUACAACGUACUUUGGUGAUGUACCAACUAACGGACUGCCUUCAGAUGAUUUUACCGAAUUUAAAGAUGUUCUUCCUUUUGAUACUCCUGUUUUCCGAAAAAUAUAUAAAGUUGAUGCUUCGAAACUUUUUAGAUUAGAAGUAACAUGGGCAAUGCCUUCGUUACUCGAUCCCCACAAAAGUAAACCAUAUGAGUACAUCUCACGGAGUAUUGAACAGGAAGGAAAAGGUUCCUUAAUUAGUUAUUUACGCAAAAAAAUGUGGAUCUGUACUUCUUCCAAACGUGCAUUUUAUUGUAAUAGUAAACAUAACUCUAUGUAUAGUUUAGUAGAGCUUAUCGUAGAGCUAUCCCGUGAAGGAUUUCAACAUCUGGAUAAGAUUUUAAAUGCGAUAUUUUCCUUUAUCAAUUUACUGAAGAGAGAGGGUGUACAGAAAAGAAUUUUCGACGAGUUUUGUAAGAGUGAAGAAAAUUCUUUUAGAUUUGUCGAUGAAGAGAAUCCAUUGAAUUAUGUGAAAAACUUGUGUAAGAAUAUGCAUUUUUAUUCGCCGUGCUAUUAUAUAGCUGGAAAUUGUUCAUUUAUUCAUUUCGAAUAUGAUCCAGAAGCUAUACAAAAAUGUUUAAAUUAUUUGGUACCAGAGACCGCGAAUUUUAUGAUUUUCAACAAGGAUUUUGAUCAUUUCGAAAUGCGUAAGGUCGAACCAUGGUUGAAAACAAAGUACAUAGAUAUCGAGGUACCGAAGGAAUGGAUCGAACGCUGGAAAUCCAUCGAGCCAUUACCAGAUUUUCAUUUACCAUUACCAAAUAUAUUUCUUCCCAGCGACUUCUCUUUAAUACCAAUAUCAGCGAAAGUUCCAAAAUAUCCUGUAAAAUUGUACAGUAAUAGUAUAUCGGAGGUUUGGUAUCGCCCGAAUCCCAAGUUUCGUUUGUCGAAAUGUCACAUGAAUAUGCAUCUUAUUUCCUCUCUAGGAUUUCAAUCAUCGGAGAAUGCAGCUCUCAUAAGACCGUAUCGCAAUAUAUUAGAGCUGCUGUUGGUGGAAGAACUGUAUCCAGCUAUACAGGCUGGAUACAAUUAUAAGAUCAGAGCUAAUGAAAAAGGUAUUGUACUAACAAUGUCCGGGUUCAACGAAAAACUAUCACUCUUAUUGAUGACUAUUGCAAAAUGCAUGGUGGACUGUCCAAACCGAGUAACAGAAGAUAUGUUUGAAAUGGUCAAAAUGAAAGAACUUAGUAUCUAUUACAAUGUAUUCAUCAAACCUGAGAAUCUCGCCGAUGACGUAAGAUUAUGGAUAUUAAAGAACGUGUAUUAUACAUGCGUUGAUAAGUACAAUGCUCUAAUUAAUAUCAAUUUCGAAGGCUUCCAACGUUUUGCGAAAUCUUUUACCGAUUAUCUGUAUAUUCAGUACCUCGUGCAAGGCAACAUGAUGCAAAAUACUGUAAUCGAGAUUGUACAACAAUUUGCUAAAAUAAUUAAUUGCAGUCCUUUACCCUCCGGUUACAACCCAAUACAACAGAUUAAAAUUGCUCGAUUACCGUUGGGUACCAGCUAUUGCAAGUUAAAAAAUAUUAACAAAUUAGAUGCAAAUUCUGUAGUGAUGCAAUAUUAUCAAGCUGAUCACAUGUCGAUUGAAUUAUUGAUGUUAAACAAACUAAUGAUCAUGAUAAUGGAGCCAUCAUUAUUACAAUGGCAAUUCCAAGAAAACUUACAUCAUGUUUCAUGCGAUUUUAGAGAUACCAAAGGAAUUGCAGGAUAUUGUAUUAUCGUUCAUACUCAGGAAAAUAAAUACACAAGUGAGCAUGUUGACCAGCAGAUCGAUAAAUUUUUUAAAAUGUUUAAACAUAUUUUGGAAGAAAUCUCAGAAAAUCAAUUGGAUGAUAUCAAGGAAAUAGUAACCAAAGACACUAAGCAAUAUAUAGAUAUCAACAUUGAAGAAGAAGUUAAGAGAAACUGGAGUGAGAUCACAAAGUGUCAAUACAGGUUUGACAGAAUCGAGAGAAACAUACUUGCAUUACAGAAAAUAAAAAUAAACGAGCUGAGAGAAUGGUUUGCAAAGCACAUAUUAAAUGAAAAUUAUUUCAGAAAAUUGAGCAUACAUAUUGUAGGAAAUGAUCUUAAGAAAGUACAAUACUUAGCUUUGGACGUAAUCGACGAUCAGCAGCAUAACCAAAUUCAUCAUAUUAUUAAUGAAAUAGAUGAUUACAAGAAAAAACUCAACAUUCAUCCAGUAAUUGAAGGAUAA